AAGCGAGUGGAAACUCCAAAAAACAGUCUGCGCAUGCCCCCAGCAUUAAGGACUUUGAUUUAUUUAAAGUUUUGCUACCGCAGCCUAUAAAAAUGACCGACAACCGAUUGCAGCCCACUUCUCAUUCGAAAUGAUACACACAAAGUGAUGGAUGCACUGUUUUAAUGUAGCCUAUAUCGUUCUGUCAAAUUAACAAUGAUGUUACAAUGUAACGAAAAACGCGAGAUUUUACCUGAAAGGAGCUUGCAACUUCAUUUACACGCUCUUAGCAAAUCUAUGUCAUGUUGUGCGGUGGAAAGGCUGUGCGUGUACUUGUUGAGCUCCCGGACCAUCACAGAGUAUGAGAGCCAGGUGAUCUGGUCCCAGAGAACAGACAUGGAGAAGGCUGCCAAACUGCUGCAGAUGAUCCUGAAGAAGGGUCGCGAUGCGUGUCUGCUCUUUUUCGACUCACUAGAAAAGUGUUGCCAGUGCCCACCACAGUUCGAAAGAGUCACCGGCCUCCCAGAGAGGAGGACCAACACUGCCCCAACUUACGUCAUCAACAUCAGCCAUUCCAAUUUGAGUAACUGCAUCAUUGGAGAUGGUAACUUUCAAGGUGUGACAACGUGUAUACAACAACCUCAGAGCAUGGGUUCAGAGGAUGCUAGGCAUGAGACAAUGGGAAGCAACACCACCAGUGACCACCAGAGAGCAGUACAGGCCUGUCCAGAUCCAGAGCUCCAGAGGAGUGUCCAGGUCUAUGGGUCCCAACUGCAAUAUGUCAUCAUCGGGGACAACAACAACCUGCAGGCUGAAGACACACCGGAAGAGGAAGAAGGGGAAGAAGAAGAACUCAUUAAUAAAAGUAACUGAUUGAAUUUGUGUAGUGCUUUUCCAGAUGCUCAAAGUGGUUUACAUUGUGUUGGGGAAACUCCCCUCAUACACCACCAACUAGUUUCCAUUUAAGUCAUUUAGCAGACUCUUUUAUCCAGAAUGACUUACAGGAGCAAUUAGUGUUAAGUGCCUUGAUGAAGGGCACAUCGGCAGAUUUUUCACCUAGUCGUCUCAGAGAUUCAAACCAGUGACCUUUCAGUUACUGGCCCAAUGUUCUUAACUGCUAGGCUACCUGCCUCUGAAGCCAAACGUUACAUGUUCGAAUCAGGUGAUAGAAAGUUGUUUUUUGUUUUAAGCCUAUGCCAAACCUUAACACUUACCUUAACCAUUCAGAGUUAAUGCCUAACCUUAAGAUUUCAGAGUUAAAGCCUACACUUAACUCUAAACUUAAAAGUUUGGAGGUAAUGCCUAAACUUAACCCUAACCUUAAAAAUGUGGAGUUAGGGGGCCUCCCGGGUGGCGCAGUGGUCUAGAGCCUACACUUAACUCUAACCUUAAAAGUUUGGAGGUAAUGCCUAAACUUAACCCUAACCUUAAAAAUGUGGAGUUAGGGGGCCUCCCGAGUUAGGGGGCCGCUCUAGACCACUGGCGCAGUGGUCUAGAGCACUGCAUCGCAGUGCUACCUGCGCCACCAGAGUCUCUAGGUUCGCCCCCAGGCUCUGUCGCAGCCGGCCGCGACCGGGAGGUCCGUGGGGCGACGCGCAAUUGGCCUAGCGUCGUCCGGGUAAGGGAGGGUUUGGCCGGUAGGGAUUUCCUUGUCUCAUCGCGCUCCAGCGACUCCUGUGGCGGGCUGGGCGCAGUGCGUGCUAGCCAAGGGGGCCAGGUGCACGGUGUUUCCUCCGACACAUUGGUGCGGCUGGCUUCCGGGUUGGAGGCGCGCUGUGUUAAAGAAGCAGUGCGGCUUGGUUGGGUUGUGCUUCGGAGGACGCAUGACUUUCGACCUUCGUCUCUCCCGAGCCCGUACGGGAGUUGUAGCGAUGAGACAAGAUAGUAAUUACUAGCGAUUGGAUACCACGAAAAUUGGGGAGAAAAGGGGAUAAAAAUAAUAAUAAUUAAAAUGUGGAGUUAAUGCCUAAACUUUAAUGCCUAAACUAGUUGUGUGGCACUGCAUCAGUCUCCAUACAUAUAUGGCUCUUCUAUCCUAGAUGCCAUCUCCUGCUGUUGUGCUCUUGAGCAAGCUACUGCACCACGGUCGACCGUGGCUCUCAAUCCCCAUAAGUGAUAUGGGGACAAAAUGUAUGGCCAUUGGCUACAUUGUGUUCCUUGCUGUGUCGAUGAACUUGAUUUCUGGGGAAUGUAUAUGUAUUGUAAAUUGCAGUGUAUUGUUUGAAUAUUAUAACUUAACCCACAUAAUCAGAGAAUGAACCAUAUUUUUGGUCCGUAGACUUAUGGAAUAAGUAUUGAAUCAUACGGUACCUACAUUACGUUCUGUGAACCCAAUGUAUAAUGACCGCACUGACCACUGCUACUGAUAAAGUGCAUUUUAUUUAUUUUAAGUAUUUACUGCUGUAACAAAUGAAAAGGUGCUGUUUUACUUUGAAUGUAUUCUUAAUGUAUUCAUUUGAAUGAAUGUGUUAGGGCAUACUGACUUAUCUUUACUGAAAAUGAUACUGUACAUAUUCACUGUUCUACUAAGUUAUCAACAUUUGUUGAAAAAGGUUAUUUCUAUAGAAAGAAAAAGUUUAUUAUAAGGUACAGAAAUUGUUAUUGUUUUAUCUGUCAAUGAACAAUAUUUUUUCUCAAUAAUUUUGUUUGUCAAUAUAAUAUUUUGCUUGAAAAGCUGGCAUGUCACCUCAUGAAAUAUCCAUACAACAUUAUAAAGGUAUUGCAUUACA
This is a messenger RNA of Salvelinus fontinalis (brook trout), 2708 nucleotides long. RefSeq lists its product as uncharacterized. The record is from RefSeq and is a predicted model, not a curated record. The transcript is spliced from 4 exons. Bases 196 to 852 code for a protein of 218 amino acids. Gene Ontology annotation, biological process: regulation of apoptotic process. Lineage: Eukaryota; Metazoa; Chordata; Actinopteri; Salmoniformes; Salmonidae.